Messenger RNA from Gossypium raimondii (Peruvian cotton), 2348 nucleotides. RefSeq lists its product as uncharacterized. The transcript has a single exon. NCBI's taxonomy places the organism in Eukaryota, Viridiplantae, Streptophyta, Magnoliopsida, Malvales, Malvaceae. The record is from RefSeq and is a predicted model, not a curated record. Bases 25 to 2190 code for a protein of 721 amino acids.
UCUGCCACUGCCUCUAAAUAUCAAAUGUUCUCCCACUUAAUCUUUAUCUUUCUUCACUUAGUAUUCUUGUUUUCCCUUUCAAUCUUUGCCCCCAAAAUCAAGCUUUUUCCUUUAUUUAUAUUGCUUGGGGAAGGAGAAAUGGAGGAGUCUAACAAUUAUGGCCACCAACAUCCCCUGCUUCUUAUCUUGAAUCACGACCAGCUGAUCCACAAUCAAAGUGGUGUAACUCAUUGCUCCAGGUGCGGGGAGGAGGUGUCUGCUCCAUGUUUUUGCUGUGUGGAGCACUGUGGGUUUUAUCUUCACAAGUCAUGUGGCGACGCACCUUUGGAGCUUAAUCAUCCUUUUCAUCCUCAUCAUCCUCUUCUUCUUCUGCAAGAGCCACCAUCUUCUUACACAAGGUGUAUUUGCGAUUUCUGUGAUAAAACAUGUGAGAAAUUCAUUUAUCACUGCUCUUGCAAAUUGGACUUUCAUAUUAAAUGUGCUUUGUUUACAUUUAAUGUUGCUGAGAAUAAUUUGAAAGAGCUUGAGCAUGUUGCCCUUCAACAUCCUUUGAUUUCCACUGAAAAUGGUCAUGAAGAACUUGAAGAUGAAAAUGGUGAUGAAGAACUUGAAGAUGUUAGAGAGUGCUUUGGAUGCUGGGAACCAUUAGCAAAGUAUACACACUUCUCUCCUGCCUGUGGAUUUAAUUUACAUGAGAAAUGCGCUAAGCUUCCUUUCAAACUGAAUCAUGUGUGUCAUCGCAAGCAUCCUCUUGCUCUACAAUUUAAUAGCGAACGGCUCUCUUGCAAGAUAUGCGGAGAAACCAAUCGGAAGGCUUUAGGAUUUGUUUAUGGUUGCUCUCCUUGUAAGUUUGUUGUUCACAUUGAAUGCGCAUCACAAUCACCAUUACAAGUUAUUAAGAGUACAAAUCAUGAACAUCCAUUUACCUUGGUUUUUAGACAAGUUCCAUUCACUUGUGAUGCGUGUGGUAUCGAAGGAAAUCAUGUUGCCCAUAGAUGUGGUACGUGUAACAUUAUAAUCCAUAAAAAUUGCAUUUCAUGGCCUCGCAUUAUCAAAAGUAAGUGGCAUGACCAUCGCCUUCUUCACACAUAUUUCCAUCACAUAGAAGAUUUUGGAGUUUUGAAUUGCAUGAUAUGCCAUGAUGAAGUCAAUACAGAGUAUGGUAGUUACUAUUGUUCAAAGUGCAAUGCUAUAUUCCAUGUGCAUUGUGUGACAGAGGAUGAACGCUCAUAUUCAAUAGUUUCACCAGAAGAUGAAGAUGAGAUGCCCUAUGAAAGUUCCAUCACUGUUUUAGAGAGCAACGAUGCUGGAGAAGCUACAAAAAUAGAACAUUUCUUGCAUAUACAUAAUCUAAUGUUAAGUCCCGUUGUUGGAAAGAAUGAGAAUGGUUGUGACGGGUGUUUGUUGCCAAUCUCGGGACCAUUUUACUCUUGUUCAUUUUGUGAUUUCUUCCUUCAUAAAGCGUGUGCUGAAUUACCUAAGAUGAAGGAUGUUUGGCAUCAUUUGUGCCAAAAACCUCUUGCCCUUAUUUCGGACAGGGUUUUUAGGUGUCGAGAAUGUCUGAAUGUGUGUAAUGCCUUUGCUUAUGAAUGUUGUGGAUGUAAAGCAAAAAAAUGCCUCCAAUGUGUGCUUGCUCUUACUCCUGGUGCUCAAAUAUGUUUGAAACAUGAACACCCCCUCUUUUACUACAGAGACUACAAUGGGAAGUGCAAUGCUUGUGGUUAUACUACAAGGGCAGCAUUUCGUUGUAAGGUUUGCAAUUUUGUGCUACAUCUUGGAUGCUUUUCACUUCCAAUUACAGUUCUUCACAAAUGCGAUGAGCAUAUUCUUUCACUCACAGAUUAUGAUGAUAACAAUUAUUUAGAACAUCAUUAUUGCGAUAUCUGUGAAGAAAGUCGAGAUCCAAACUGUUGGUUUUAUCAUUGUGCAAAAUGCGAUACUUCUGCUCAUGUUAAUUGUGUUCUUGGAAAAUAUCCAUUUGUCAAAUUCCAGACCAUUGAAAAUGUAAGAUAUCAUCCACAUCCACUCACCAUUGCGAAGAAGAUGUAUUACUACCCAAAUUGUGAUAAAUGUCGUAAGCCUUGUGAAGAUCUGGCUCUUGAAUGCUUAAAGUCAGAGUGCAAGUAUAUUGUCCACUGGAAUUGUGUAGCACCUCGUUAUCUACACCGUUGGUGGGACUGGCCUAUGUAGCAAUUUAGAUCUAAUCAUUUGUAGGAAAACUCUUAAGACUGAAAAAAAGAGUUUGAUCUUCGCUUUGUUACUUGUGAUGUUAGUUGUUGUCGUCAAUGUAAUUUGGUUUUUCCUACUUUUAAGUUUUAAAUAAAUUUCAUGUAAUAAUCUGGAGCCAA